CUUUGAAAACCCCCCAUGGGGAUUCUGUAUCUUAUCGUUCGCGCACAUCACUUCUUCCUUCCCACACAUCGCUUCUCCUCCAGCCUCCCCUCGAAAAACAGAGAAGAGUAGAGCACCGCCGACCGAAAAAUGGUUCAACGACUCACAUACCGUAAACGGCACAACUAUGCUACCAAGUCGAAUCAACAUCGGGUUGUUAAAACCCCUGGUGGUAAGCUAGUAUAUCAGACUACCAAGAAGAGGGCUAGUGGACCUAAGUGCCCUGUUACUGGGAAGAGAAUCCAAGGGAUUUCUCACUUGAGACCUGCUGAGUACAAGAGAUCAAGAUUAUCCAGGAACAGAAGAACUGUUAAUCGUGCUUAUGGUGGUGUGCUUUCUGCAGGUGCUGUAAGAGAAAGUUAUUCUCAUAAAAUGUUUUGAUCAAGGACACAAAUGAAUGUCUUGAAGAAUGGUUUGAAGACCUGAUAGAAAUGAUUUGAAGAAUGAAUCAAGGAUUCAUCACACUUACAGUUUAAGAAUGUUGUUUUUUUUUAAGAAUUACACUUGUUAUUCUUUCAGAAUAUUAUUGUUCAAAAAUGUUUUUUUUUGUAACACGAUCAUACAAUGUAAUUAUUUGAUAUAUUAUUAGUUCAAGAAUCGAUUUUGUGUAUU
Lactuca virosa is the source of this 651-nucleotide messenger RNA. Lineage: Eukaryota; Viridiplantae; Streptophyta; Magnoliopsida; Asterales; Asteraceae. The record is from the annotation of a GenBank genome assembly.